CGUUUUUUAGCAUUCACUUUGUAAACCAUAGUCAUUUGUAUAGAUUCGUAAAUUGAUUACAUUAUUAUUUAAUCCACAUAUAAUAUGUUUUAGACAUAUUGUAUUUUCCUGUGAGCUGUCUGCACAUAAACCCUGCCGAGUCGCUGUUUCAAAUAGACCAAACUUCAAUCCGAAAUAUCUUUAGUUAACGUUUUGUUAUUUAUCCAUCAAAAACGCAGCGACUUUAUUUGAAUUCUAGUUUCAUUGUUAAGGAUAGGUAACUCAGUUAAGUUCGGCGUGGGCUUAAAGGUUUAAAUAACAUGUUAUUUCUGUAAAAUGUAAUUUUUACGUGAGACGCUCUAAGAGGAAAAUGCUUUUUGGAGAGUUACUCAAGAAGACGCUCAGAUUCAUAAAUGUGCACUGUUAUUGCGAAAGAAUGCUGUUGUUUUGGGAUUUUAUUUCCGCCGAAGAAACAAGCAGUGCCAAUGAUUGGAAAUGGCAUUGAGUCAUACUUUGUGAGUCACGUAUUUGGACGGACACGUCCUCGCCACUUUAAAUUCCCCUACUUUUUAAAGGGAGUACGUCACGACGAUGACUGGAGACUACCCUCAUCUUUCCCCCAGGAGGCUCUGCUUUCCCAGCCCCUUUGUUCAGUCUAGCCGGUGGGUUGAGUCACAGGGAGGCUGUGCUAACUUCACAAAUCCACACCAGUGUGUGGAAAACGCCGACAAGAAAAGGAAGAGACAUCUGUGAAUCCGGAUCAAGAGAGAUUUUUUUUUUUUAAUCGGCGCCACACAUGCACACAAAAAAGAAAAAAAAAAGUUGGCUUUGAGUGUUGCUGAUGCUGCGCGUCGUUCGGGGGAAAACCCUUCCGGACGUCUGAGCUCUGCUCCUGAGGCGACACAACGAUCAAUCUCCGCUGUUUGUCGGCUCUCAUCGUGUGGGAAAUGUGCUAAGCCCCGACCGGUCCUGCUGCUGACACCGUGCAGUUGUGUUGCCAUCAGAUCCACGCUGACUCUCCCCUUCCAGCUUCAGCUCAGCAUCCAUAUUUGCAUCCCAGGGAGUGGCAGCCACUAACCUUUCCCCCGGCGAGAAAUUGAAAGUUGGCCGGUUGUCGGACGCCCCCCUCUGCAUUUUCUCGCAGGAAGCUAAAUAUGGAGAGCGACAGCCACCACUGCCUCGUCUAGUGCCUGAUCCACAAGCCUUCUUAACCCCGGCAGGAGCUCCCAGGUCGCGGCCGCCUCCCUGCUACCGUAGAAUGAACAUGCUCAAGUCCAGUGGACUGAAAAUCCCUGGCCGCGGGCCCAAGCAUUCCAGCCCAGUGGGGAGAACUUCGGUGGGUGGAACAUCCAGCCCCAUUGCCCCCAAAGACAGCACUCCACUGAAGCCCACCACACCGACUAAAAUCUCUGAAGAAGGCGAUGACGUUUUGGGGGAUUACACCGUUGGUGAACAGGUCUGGGUCAACGGCGUCAAACUAGGGGUCAUCGCCUACCUUGGGGAGACCCAGUUUGCCCCUGGACAGUGGGCGGGCGUGAUACUGAAUGACCUAGUUGGCAAAAACGAUGGUUCAGUGGGUGGCGUGCGCUACUUCGAGUGCCAGCCCCUCCAGGGCAUCUUCACGCGCCCCUCAAAGCUCACCCGGCAGCCGGUCGGAGAGGGGAGCGACAGCCACUCCACCGACUCGGCCCAGACUCAGAACCAGCAGGGCGGCAGCGGCGCCCCCACUGGCCAGCGGGUAGUGGUGACCCUUAGAGAGGGCUUGCUCAACAGUGCCGUGAAAACGGGAAAUGAGUCGGGGUCCAACAUGUCUGACAGCGGUUCAGUUAAAAAAGGUGGAGAUAAAGAUCUGCGGGUUGGAGAUCGAGUUUUGGUUGGAGGCUCUAAGAUGGGGGUCAUACGUUACAUGGGAGAGACGGACUUCGCCAAGGGUGAAUGGUGCGGGGUCGAGCUAGACGAGCCCCUGGGGAAGAACGACGGCGCAGUAGCCGGCACGAGAUACUUUCAGUGUCUUCCCAAGUUCGGCCUGUUCGCCCCCAUCCACAAGGUGAUCCGCAUCGGCUUCCCCUCCACCAGCCCGGCCAAGGCUAAGAAGAGCAAGCGGAUGGCCAUGGGAGUGUCCUCUCUGGCCCACAGCCCCAGCAGCUCCUCCAUCAGUUCAGUCAGCUCGGUGGCCUCCUCUGUGGGUGGACGCCCGAGCCGAGCUGGACUGCUGACGGAGACCUCGUCGCGCUACGCCCGUAAGAUCUCGGGCACCACGGCGCUGCAGGAGGCCCUCAAGGAGAAGCAGCAGCACAUCGAGCAGCUUCUGGCCGAGAGGGACCUGGAACGAGCCGAGAUGGCCAAAGCCACCAGCCACAUCUGCGAGGUGGAGAAGGAGCUGAGCGUCCUCAAAGCGCAGCACGUGCAGUAUGUGACGGAGAAUGAGAGCGCCGUCCAGCAGGUAAAAGCCAUGCUGGCCAGCACCCAGAAGGACAAACUGGAGCUGGCCAAUCAGCUCGAAGAAGAGAAAAGGAAAGUGGAGGACCUCCAGUUCAGAGUGGAGGAGGAGUCCAUCACUAAAGGAGACCUGGAGACUCAGACGAAAUUGGAACAUGCCCAUAUUCGUCGGCUCGAGCAGAGCCUGCGCCUCGAAAAGUCGAGAGCGGAGGUGCUCCAGAAAGAAUUAGAGAAGCGGAGGCAAACCACGGUUGAAGAGCAGAGUCGGAUCAUGCAGCUGGAGGAGGAGCUCACGCUCCGGAGAGCCGAGAUCGAGGAUCUGCGGGCGAAACUCAGAGGGACUGACGCAACCCUGCAGCAAGGCAACGAGACAGACGCCGCCCCGGGAACAGAGACGCAGCCAGAGACUCUCCUGCUGCGCGAGCAGUUGCUGUCGGCGGGCCGCGAGCGCUACAAGGAGAGCAGCGAGCUCAAAGAGAAGUACGAGAGUGCGUUAGCAGCAAGCCAGCAGGAGGUCGACUCGCUGAAGGUGGUCGUGGAUAAACAGAAUCUGGAGAUCACUGAGAUGAAACAGAAAGUCCAACAGGCCACCAAGGAAAACAUGGAAAUGAUGGACACCUGGAAGGUUAAAUUUGACUCUUUAGUGAGUGACCACCAGAAAUCUCUGGAGGGUCUGAAGGCGUCGUUGUGCGGCGAUCGUGCUACUCCCGAAGGCCAAGAGCAGGACGCCCAGGAGCUGAGAGCCACUCUGGAGAGUCUGAAGAUGGAGCACCAGCUGGAGGUGGAGAACCUCAAAGCCAAACACAAGAUUGAAGCCGCCAUUCUGACCAAGGAGCGCGAGGACCUCUGCACUCGCCUCCAGGAGGCCAAAGACCAGCUGGCCGAGGGCAGCCAGACGUGGAGGGCCGAGGUGGAGGCCAAAAGCAGCAAGCAUGCCCUGGAGGAGGCCACGGGCAAGCUGCAGAAGGCCGAGCAGAGGCUGGCGGAGAUGGAGAGGCAUCACACGGAGCAGGACAAAAGCGCCGAGGAGCUGAGAGGGAGACUGGAGCUGUCGGAGAAGAAGAUGACCGACUACCAGGCCCUGCAGAAAGCUCAGGCGGAGAGCCAAGAGGAGAUCCAGAAGCUGGAGGAGAAGCUGAGGGUGACGGCGAACCAGCUGCAGGCCAUCCAGGCAGACCGCUACAUGUCCCGCGACGCGAAUGUGAUAGAAGACAAUGAAAUUUCAGACGAGAAGAUGAAGCUAAAACAGAAUAUUGAAGAAACGAUGGAGAAGCUGUUGAAAAGGGAAAAGGAGGUCUCGACUCUCACUUCCCAGGUUGAAGCCCUCAAAUCGCAGUUGGGAGCUCUGGAGGGCAAAGUCCGCUCAGGGGAAAAGAGGGCUGAGGCCCUGGCUAAGGAGAAGAUGCGCGUGGAGGCGGAGCUGGAGACCAUGACCAAGAAGUCCCAUGAUGCCUCUGGGCAGCUGGUCAGCAUCAGCCAGGACCUGCUGAAGAAAGAGAGGAGCCUUAAUGAAUUGAGGGUGUUACUCCUGGAAUCUCAUCGCCAUUCUCGGGACAUGGAGAAGGACCUGAACCGGGAGGUGCACAAAGCUGAGUGGAAGGUCAAGGAGCAGAAACUUCAGGACGACAUCAAGACCCUGCGAGAGAAGCUGCUCCUGCUGGGCCGGGAGCGCUCGUCACCCGACCACCGGCGGUACUCCAUGCUCGACCCCUCGACCCUGGAUACCGAGGUGGCCCGUCUGCGCCAGCGGCUGCUCAGCACCGAGGAAGCCCUGAGGAACGCCCUGGAACACAACCAGCAGGUCGACCAGCUGGUCCAGGCCAUGCGCAGACAUCCGGAAAAAAGCCCGGUUCACGGUGCAAAUUCAGCGAACGGAAUUCAUCACCAGGAGUCGGGCAGCACUCGAGAUGUUGAAAUCUUAUCUUACUCCCUUCUAGGAACAACACUGAUAUGAGCAGGAGAGAUAAGACUGGGACGCUGACGUGACCCAGACUGAACCGGGACACUUUAAACAAGUCGAAACUCGUCUCGCCGAUCCACCCGAUGGACGCCUGAAGAACAUUUCCGUUUACAGUUAAAACCAAAACAGCGAAUCUCUAUCUCAAGUGAAUUUAUGUGUUGUUGCAGAAAGCACCUAUUAGCCAAUCAGAAGACCGCUUAAAGUACUAUAACGUAUAGACAGGAAAUGAGACACGGACAUGAAAAGAUAUUAUUGUUACCACCACUACUGAGAACUUAAAGUAUGGCAACCUUUUAGGCUUAACAGUAGGUAGGAAGCUUGAGUCCACAAGCUGCCAGGAACUCAAACUUGGCAAUUCAGAUUUUUGAUCCGAAAAAGCAAAAUGGCUGAUGGACGACAACAUGAAGAACUGAAGAACUCUCAGUCCCUUUGUUUGUUUUAUUUAUUACUUUUAUGUUGCUCCUUGGCUUUGUAAUAAUCCUCUGUACAGUAGGUGAGCUGUCUUGGCCUGUGACACUCAGAGCAUCAUGUGAAAGAUGACUUCUUUAAUGCAGUUGGACUCAUUUGUCUCCCUAUUAAACAUCUGAUGAGGAUUGGUAGCAAAAUCAUUACAAUAAACGUUGCUCUUUUCUCGCACACCUGCUUUAGUGCACAGUGAUAAUUUGAAACAUCAAGUCAGAGCUUAUCUUUCGAUCAGAAACCAGAAGAAUCGGAGAACUGUUAAAAAAAAAUAAAAAAAUCGCUGUUAAAGGACCACUGUGUAUAUUGGAGACAUCUAGUGGUGAGGUUGUAGAUUGCAACCAACUGAAUACACUCAUUGUCCAUGUGUGUAAUAUUUUUCCUUCUCUUUCGCUAGUCUCUUUUUGGUGUUUAAGUUUUGGACUAGUCACUAGUCCUAAACUUGAACACCAAAAACCCUGCCCCGUAGCGCUAAUACUCCCUGCGCACACCCCGACAAUGAGAGCGCCACUGCCACCUACUGCAGUGGAUGUGCAAUUACACUUUAUUCUAGUACGGCAACAGAAAGUAUGUUCCCCAGGGUCACAUGCGCCCCCCCCCCCGGCAUCGCACUGUGCGCCACACUAUGUGAGAAGGGCCGGGCUAGUGUAAAAAACAAAAAAACAUGGUGGUGGAAGAUGACGUAAACAUAGCGAUUCUUAGAUAAAUCCUACUUACUGCACAUUUAAUUUGAAGGGAUUUUCACGAUAGGGAUCCGAUUGAAAGUAUUUUGGACAAAAUGAAGCUAAAAUCAGCACCUUUAGCACAGAUACUGGGAACAUCUUAUCACUGAAAUGUAUUUAGUUUUGGGGAACGUUCAAGCAACUUUUUCAUGGUUUUUAAACUUUGAACAAAAGUCUGCAUUGAGUUAAAAAAAAAAAAGUGUGGAAAAAAUUGUGCUGUCUUGUGAACGUUGGCUGCGAAUCAGUCUUUAAGUGUCUGAACUACAGAAACCAAUGGUAAAUGCUAUCAAGUGAUAGGUGUUUACAUGCUGCAAAACACUAUAGACCUGCGCAAAGUGGUUUUGUUGGCAGAGGAGCUUCAGUUUCACUUGUUUUGUUAUAAUAUUGUGAAAAUAUUGGCAUAAAGUGCCGAAAUAGUGGUUAAACUGUGUUAUUUCUGUCUCUUACAUAACACGAGUCAACCAUCCAGCUUCACAGCUCCUGCAUACUCAAUCAUCCAUGUGAACACAAGCAGAGAAUGAUGUGUUACAGCUCAGAUGGUGAUGAUUUCACUACCAAUCCUCUCUUUAGGUGUUUGCUAAGGCGGCUGUUGAGCCCAUCUUCUAAAGAAGUGAUCCCUUUUGGCACAUCAGUGGACUCCCUGCUCGGACUGAAGACUGAUACUAAUGAACCUGGGAGGCCUGCUGAACUCGGCUCUGGGUGAUGUUACAGGAUAAAAGACUAUAGUGAAUUAUUGCAGCCUUUUUCCAUUCUCGAAAACUGUCUGGCCCUGUACCGGUACAUGUCUUACGUGCAUUUAUUUUAUUUAGUGUGUAUCAGUGCAGACACCGUCCAUACAUUAGUAUUACCGUAAUUACCUAUAUAUGGUAUGAGAUAGCAUUUUAAUGUCUCAGAAAUGUCCCUGGGUUGCUUUACUUGAUGCUUUCUUAAAUUUACUGAAGGGCUGCCACAGGAGCUAAAACCCAAACAAUGGAUGUCACAGUGUAUGUCUUUGCCCAGACCGACGACAUCCGUAAUUUCAGUUGAAGAAUUUAUUCUCUUUAAGUCUUCCAAAUAUUGUUUUAUCCAGUUGUCGGCUAUUCUAUGAGUUCCUGUCUGUAGUUGGUCAUACAAUGCCUAUAAAAGUAUCCACUCCCCUUGGAUGUUUUCCCCAUUUGUUGCUUUUAUAAAUGAGAUAUUGGUCAUAUAAUUUAACUUUUUGGACAAAACUUUUUACAAACUAAUGUUAAUGUACUUAAAACAAAUAGUUUAAAAUAUUCCCCGCUUUACAAUGACUGACUGAAUUUAACAGAGGUCCAACUAGUGGACAGCAGCGAUGGCAAAAAUAAUUAAAUGAGAGCAGUUGAUGUGUGUCAAGUGAAUAUAGUAUAAAAAACAUCUGUAUCUGUCUCUGGUUCAUCAGUAGUCCUGCUACAAUUAAAAUGUGAAGACAACAAGAACACUCGAAGCAACUCAGAGAAAAGAUCUGUGAAAAGUAUAAGUCAGAAGAGGGCUACAAAAAGAUUUACAGCACACAAGACAUCCCAUGGAGUUCAGUUAAAUCCAGUAUGGCACAAACUGAGUGACCUGGCAAGAAGAAGAUUGGUGAGGGAGGCCACCGAGAUACCUACGACCACUCUGAGGGACGGGACGGGACAAGCUGUACAAGAGAGUGGCAAAGAAAAAGGCACUGUUGAAAAAAUCUCAUACGAAAUCCCACCUGGAAUUUGCCCAGAGGCAUGUGAAAGACUCCAAGGUCAAUUGAAAGAAGGUUCUUUGGUCUGUUGAUACAAAAAGUUUGCUUUUUUUUUUUCAUCAUUUCUACUGUGAAGCAUGGUGGUGGCAGCAUCACGUUCUGGGAAUGCUUUUCAGGCCCUGGACGGCUUGUAAAUGUAGAGGGAAACGUGAAUUUUGAAAAAUACCGCUAAAUCUUGGAGAAUAAUCUGACUCAAUCUGCAAGAGAACUACAAAUUAGGAGAAGAUUUAUUUUUGAGUAAGACAACGACCCCAAGCAUAGAGUAAAAGCACUGCAAAAAUGGUUCAGAGACAACAAAGUGAAUGAUCAAGUCGAGGCAUAGAUCUCAAAAAAAGACCUGUUCAUACCCGACCCCAAGCAACCUAACAGAGCUUGAACUGUUUUGCAAGGAAGAAUGGAAAAUAAUUGUAGUGUCCAAAUGUGCCAGCCCGAUUGAGACAUAUCCACACAGACUUGGUGCUGUAAGUGUAGCCAAAGAUGCAUCUGCUAAAUACUGACCUUAACAGGGUGAACAUUUAUGCAACUAUUUACUUUAACUUAGAUCGUUUUUAUUAACUGGCAUUAUUUUGUAAAAAAAAAAUCUGUUGCACAGUUGAAUAUUAAAAAAAAAAAGUGCACAUUUUUGUCAAAAGAUUCAAAUUAUAUUGACCAAGAUUUCAUGUAUAAAAGCAACAAAAAGGUAAACCAUCUAAAGGGGGGGUUGAAUGCUUUCUUUAUAGGCAUUGUAGGCUGCGACUGCUUUCACAGAGACAUUGCACAGAGGUGAGUGGCGUGUCAAAAGCUGGGAGAAGUGUCUCCUGAGCAACUCACGCAAGGCCGGGCGUCGGUCCGCUCAGAUAAAAACUAAAUUUUCCAUUGGAUAUUGUACAUGGCCUUUUCAGCUGCAGAGUUCAUACCCUUUGGAUUAUUGCUGCAAUGGUUUUGGAGAUUGAGUCAUUAAAUAUUAACAAUGUG
Mugil cephalus (flathead mullet) is the source of this 8248-nucleotide messenger RNA. RefSeq names its product CAP-GLY domain containing linker protein 2 (gene clip2). Lineage: Eukaryota; Metazoa; Chordata; Actinopteri; Mugiliformes; Mugilidae. Gene Ontology annotation, molecular function: microtubule plus-end binding. Bases 1238 to 4372 code for a protein of 1044 amino acids. Gene Ontology annotation, cellular component: nucleus; cytoplasm; microtubule plus-end. Gene Ontology annotation, biological process: cytoplasmic microtubule organization. The transcript is spliced from 18 exons. The record is from RefSeq and is a predicted model, not a curated record.